Toxotes jaculatrix (banded archerfish) is the source of this 2694-nucleotide messenger RNA. It is a transcript of the gene cnr2, whose product is annotated as cannabinoid receptor 2. The transcript is spliced from 5 exons. Gene Ontology annotation, cellular component: membrane. The record is from RefSeq and is a predicted model, not a curated record. Gene Ontology annotation, molecular function: cannabinoid receptor activity. Gene Ontology annotation, biological process: cannabinoid signaling pathway. Bases 119 to 1318 code for a protein of 399 amino acids. Lineage: Eukaryota; Metazoa; Chordata; Actinopteri; Toxotidae.
UGGUCUGUCGAUUGUACAGUCAUGUGCUGGUUGCGUUGCUGCUGGAACAGACAGGAAAUCACACUAUUAAACCAAGAAACCACUGACACGAGAGAACAUAAGGAAGUUUCUUGUCUUCAUGACUUCAUGUAAAAACCUCAGAGAAGUAUUAGUCCAGAGGGUAAUCAUUGAAAUGGAGACAUGGGAGGUUCCUACUUCUUCAGAACCCACUCAGGCCAGUACCUCAUCACCAGUAGUUAACAGGUCUUGUGUGGAUCUGACCUCCUACAUGGUUCUGAGUGACACAGAGAAGAAAGCCAUUGGCUCCAUCUGUUUCCUGGCAGGUCCUAUCACAUUGCUCGAAAAUUCACUUGUGCUAGUCGUGAUUGCUGCAACAACCUCUCUACGGCGGCGGCCCUCCUAUAUGUUCAUUGGCAGCCUUGCUCUGGCCGAUGUCUUUGCCAGCUGUUUCUUCACCACCAGUUUCCUGGACUUUCACCUCUUUCAUCGCAGCGAUUGCCCCACUGCCUACCUCUUCAAGUUAGGUGGUGUCACCAUGGCCUUUACUAGCUCAGUGGGAAGCUUACUACUGACUGCUCUGGAUCGCUACCUUUGCAUCUACCAUGCCUCCAGCUACAAGGUGCUGCUGACACGAUGGCGAGCCAUGCUGAGCCUACUGAUUCUCUGGAGCACCACCAUCGUCAUCUCCUUCUUGCCUCUGAUGGGCUGGAGGUGCCCCUCUACUAUGACCUGCUCACAUCUGUUUCCCUACAUCAGAAAAGACUAUCUGGGCUGCUGGACCAGCUUCAUCCUGGUGUUUCUGGCUCUUAUUCUGGGGGCUUACGCUCUCAUCCUGUGGAAGGCCCAUCGUCAUGAAUCGUCUAUGACCAGCCUCCAGGGAGCAGCAGGGACAGGCCAUGCACGCAUGAGGAUGGAUAUCCGGCUGGCUCGUACCUUUGGCCUGAUCGUACUCAUACUGGUGAGCUGCUGGCUUCCUGUGCUUUCUUUCAUGCUAGCUGAUGUCUCUGUGAUCCUGACCCACGCCCAACAGAGAGCCUUCGCCUUUUGCAGCACCCUCUGCCUGGUUAACUCUGCUGUCAACCCACUGCUGUACGCCCUGCGCUGCAGAGAGCUAAGAGUUGCUCUGGUGCAGUUACUACAAACGCUGUGUGAGAUUGGGAGGUGUAAAACAGCAACAGAGGAUUUAACCUCAGGACUACCCUCUGCAGAAAACAACUUUACUGCCAUCUCUGAGGACGAGCUGCCCGAGCUCGGAACCACCCCACUCAACUCCGUCUCAGGAAUGGUCAACAAUCAGCAGCUGAACAUCAGAAAAUGAAGGAGGUGGAGAGCUGUAAUUUGAAAAAGUUUAGCUAUACAGAUCAGAAAUAUUUAUGGCAGUGUGUUGUUGGUGAAGAUGGUGAUUCAAAUCAACUUUACUGUAGAUUAAGAAUCAAAUCUACAGUAUCCAAUAGUAGGAUUCAUUGUCAUCAAAAGGCUAGACUGAAACAAGACUAUUUGGCAAAAACUAUUAAACAAUAAGUCCUGAAUAAAGUUAGUAGUUAGAGGUGAUCAAAAAUCAUCACCUGAUCAAAAUCAUCACCUCUAACUAACCCUGCAUUUCGUCUAAGAAAUGCAGGGUUAUGGUUGGUUUUACAUGCAAUUACAACUGUAAAAAAAAAAAACUUGUUAGGAAACAUUAACCCUAGAAACUAGUUUGUCACCUUUACACAUUAGUUUAAUCAUAACAGUUACAACAUUAAGGAUUAAUUGUUAACCGUUAACCAUUAGUACUAUCAAUAAGUAUGAUCAACAUGGUAUGAUUUCAGUACUUCCCUACUUGCAAGGCACGAUAGGUUUUGUUAAGCAUUUUGUGAUAAUAACUAGGACUGGCUGGACUAUUGACGUCAGUGGAAAUAAAUCUCCAGGCAUUUGUUUAGGUCAAGCAAAAGGUUUACUGUGUCUUUUUUAAGUGAGAUGAUGUAAUGUGGCUAUCUAACCCGUAACCUUUGACCUCACUGCCUCCCAUGCCAUUGCUUUAAAGCUCUCACUCCUAUGAAAUAUUGUGUACAGUGAACUGCUGACUCAAUGUUUGAGUUUACAAUUUGUUGUUCAUAUGCUUGCUAAUGCUACAGUGUUUGUCCCCGAGCAUGCAGGAACAGAGGACCCUGUGGAUUGCCUAUACUAUCUGCACAUGAAUGCGAGGACUCCACAAAAGCCCCAUGCAUGGGAGGAUUUUGCACAAUGUUCACCACAUGAAUCCAAGCAGUGUGCUGAGGUAAAUGAGGCACAUGCCAGGAAGAGCAAACAAGCACAGGGACUAGAACACUCUUUGCAGAAGAGACAACUGGCAGCUGCAGUAAUGCACAUACUGAUAUGGGCUUAAAGUCAUAGUCACACAUAGGGCAACAAAAUCGAGAAUCAUGAAAAUCUUAAAUCUUAGGUCACUGGAUAGUAUUCAGAAUACAUUUCACCCAUUAUAUCAAUAUUAUUAAAAAUAAUACUUGACCAUACCCUGUUUUGACUCUUUAUGUGUUUGUUUAAAAAAAAAAAACCAUUACUCAUUUUACUCAUCUCAUUAUGAAUCAAGUGACAAAACAGGAUGGAAGUGUGGUGUUUGCAAUGAGUUUCAAUUGUAUCUGACUCUGUCAGUCUUCUGAGUGGAUCUUUGCUGCCAGAUGUUCAUGGAUCAGAAAGAGUACAACCUGUUGGAUA